AGGAGUAGUUUACAAUGCGGAGUAUUAUUUUUGUUUUCAAAUUAAUUUAUGUUUUAUAUGUUGUUGCAUUGGAUUCAGAAGAAUGGAAAUUAAUAUUUAAAGCAGCCACUGGAGGCAAUGGAAGUGUGUACGAGCUAUUUACCGGUCCGGAUAUUCUAAAUGUGGAUAAUGCACAAGCACAAUCGCUAGUGCAACCAGUAAGGGAGCAUUUUAAGUCGGACAUUGUUAACCAAUGGUCAAAAAUCGGUAUUACAGAGGUCCUUGUUAGAAUACAUAACAAUGGAGAGGAGGUUGCGUUCUUUAUGUUUGACGGAGUAGGCAGCAACAAGACCAACUGGUUCAGUCUUGCGCGUUUAAAACAGUCAAGUUAUGCUGAUUUAUACAACUCUACCAGCAAUGUUGCCGUAAAUUUUUUCAGCAUAACCGGACUUCAAGUGCCAUCACUUAUCUAUCGAACCUUUUACAUCAACUCAGUAUGGGAUGGUUGCCCAAAUGACACUGGUUGGCUAAAUAUUUUUGAUGAAAACAGCAUAUUUGGUUGUCCUGUGUGGGAGGAAGUAUACUUAACACAAGUACCAGCUAUACUCUAUAGUCCACUCCAAACACUGGUAAAUUACGAAGAAGAAGCCACUGCUUUAUUAGCUGAAAGUAUGACUGUAUCGGUUAGAUUUGAUAGAAGUAAUAUGACAUGCGUUCGAAUGUGUUCUACGCCAGUGCAGCAGGAUGCAUCUUCCUAUUGUUACAAACCAUGUGAUUCCCCGAGUGUUAUCGACGUGGAUCAAAAAGUAAAACAACUAAAGGAAAAAUUAACAGUCGAUAGAAAGAGUACAUCAAUGUAUAAAAGAUCUUUAAAGUGUGUUUAUGAAAACAGAACAUCAGCAAAAACCAUGGGAAUUAUGGGAGCUGCAAUUAUCGGGUCUGUUAUCGGAUUGUUUGUGUUCCUCGAUUGUUUAAGAUGGAAGCAGGGAAAUGAACAAUAAAACUUGGAUACUAGUGUUAAUAAAACUGUAGUAGGCUAUAGAAAUCAUUGUAUUCCCCAAAUUCACCGCAUUCAAUAUUUCUUUACGUUUAUUAUUGUUUAUCAUAAAAUUGAGAAUGGAAAUGGGGAAUAUGUCAGAGAGACAACAACCCGACUGACAACAGCCGAAGGCCACCAAUGGGUCUUCAACGCAUCGAGAAAAUCCCGCACCCGUAGAUGGUCCUCAGCUGGCCCCUAAAAACAUUGUGUACUAGUUCAGUGAAAAUGAACGUCACACUAAACUCCAAAACAUAUAAAUGAACUAAUAUUAAAAAAACAUACAAGACUAACAAAGGC
Messenger RNA from Mytilus californianus (California mussel), 1315 nucleotides. RefSeq lists its product as uncharacterized. The coding region runs from base 15 to 980 and encodes 321 amino acids. The record is from RefSeq and is a predicted model, not a curated record. NCBI's taxonomy places the organism in Eukaryota, Metazoa, Mollusca, Bivalvia, Mytilida, Mytilidae. The transcript has 7 exons.